AUGAGGUUUCUGUCGUUACUUUCAACUUCAAUCACGUUGUCAUGUGCCCUCCCUGCACUGGCGGCGCGGCCGCUGGAAAACCUCGGCCGUGGCGUGGUGGCCGUCCGCGCAAGUGAGAAAGACACUCUAGUUACCUGGAGACUGCUCGGACUCGAUCCCGAUGGGAUCGGCUUCAACGUCUACCGCGACACAGGCAGCUCGCCGACGAAGCUCAAUAGCGAGGUGCUCACUGGCGGCACCAACUUCGUCGACUCUACCUCUGUUGCGGACGAGGUCAACACCUACUUUGUACGGCCAGUCGUCGAUGGCAAGGAGCAGGAUGCCAGUGGUUCCUUCAGCCUGCCUGCCAAGAACCCAAUCGAACCAAUCGUCCGAGUCCCGAUCCGCAGCGGCGGCGCUGUCAAGUUCGUCUGGGUGGGCGACCUCAAUGGCGACGGCGAGUGGGACUACGUCCUCGACCGGCAGACUUCGCCCCAGACCAUCGAGGCCUAUACGGGCAACGGGACCUUUCUCUGGGAGCUCAACCUGGGCCCGAACAGCGAGAACCAGAACAACAUCGAGCCCGGGCCCUCGGCCGUCAACCUCGGACACUGGGACGGCGUCACCGUGUUCGAUUUCGACAGCGACGGACGCGCCGAGGUCGCCGUGAGGAUCGCCAACGGCGUCAAGUUUGGCGACGGCACGACGUUCGACGAGGGCGAGAGUGACAACCACCAGUUCAUGGCCAUCAUCGACGGGCGAACGGGCGCUCUCCGCGCCUCGGCCCCGGUCCCCACGACUUACAUCUCCGACGGCCCGGUCGCCGCCCGCCUGGGCGCCGGGUUUCUCGAUGGAGACACGCCGCAUCUGGUGGCGUACUUGAAGAACCGCAUCGGGUCCGCCGGCUUCAACCUCAUGUUCGUCGCCUGGACCUUUGACGGCGCCUCCCUCACGCAGAAGUGGAAGUGGGACCGCGGCGACAAGGACUUCCCCGACGGCCACAACACGCGCAUCAUCGACGUCGACGGGGACGGCCGGGACGAGGUCCUGGAGAUCGGCUUCGCGCUCAACGGCGACGGCACGGAACGAUACAGCCUCGCCGGCCAGGGCGUCGUCCACGGCGACCGCUUCCACCUCGCCAAGAUCGACCCGACCCGCGAGGGUCUCCAGGGGUACGGCGUGCAGCAGAGGAACCCGUCCUUCCUGUACGAGUACUACUACGACGGGUCGACGGGGGACAUGAUCUGGAAGCACUCGGGCGACAGCGAGAACGACGUCGGCCGCGGCAUGGUCGGCGACAUCGACCCGACGCACCCGGGCAUGGAGGUGUGGUCGUUCUCCGGGCUGUACAACGCCAAGGAGGACGCCCUCACGAACGCCGAGACGGCGGACGCCGCGCUGGCGCCGUGGCCUCACCUCGGCAUCUGGUGGGACGGCGACGAGCUGCUGGAGCUGUUCAACGACGGCAAGUUCGAGAAGUGGGACUGGGAGAACCCGAGCGCUUCCAACGGCCUGCCCCGGAUCCUCCGCGUGAGCGACUUCGGCGGCGCGCCGUACGGGCGGAACCCGGCCUUCAUCGGCGACAUCCUCGGGGACUGGCGGGAGGAGGUCAUCGUCACCAACGCGGCGGCGGACGAGCUGCUCGUCUUCACGACGGACAAGCCGAGCGACAUCCGCCUGUACACGCUGGCGCACAACCCGGCGUACCGCAACGCCAUGACGCUGAAGGGGUACGUGCAGUCGCAUCACGUCGACUACUUCCUCGGCAAGGGCAUGGAGACGCCGCCGCGGCCGAACAUUCGUUAUGCGGGGGCCAGAUAG
Molecule: messenger RNA, 1800 nt
Organism: Colletotrichum higginsianum IMI 349063
Lineage: Eukaryota; Fungi; Ascomycota; Sordariomycetes; Glomerellales; Glomerellaceae
Product: Fg-gap repeat family protein
Exons: 1
Coding region: 1-1800 (599 amino acids)
Source: RefSeq, a predicted model, not a curated record